AUGUGGGACAAGGUCGAGGAUACGUUAAGAUUGAAUCAUGUGACCUUCGAAGAGACUCUACCCCCCCAAAUAACCAAACGUGUGAUUUUGUCGAUGAGUCACAAAGUGUUUGAUCCGAUAGGAUUUUCCGCCCCUGUUUUAUUGCGUCCAAAAUUGUUAAUGCAAGAAAUUUGUGUAAGGCAACUUGAUUGGGACGAGAAUGUUGACUCUGCGAUGGAAAAAUCUUUUAAGGAAUGGUACCAAGAUUUGCAACUUCUAAAGACCUUGAAAAUUCAACGAAGAAUGUUGGGAAACCCAAAGGGAGAAGAUUCUCUAACUUACCAUGUUUUUGUUGACGCAAGUCAAUCGGCUUACGCAGCAGCGAUAUUUGUGCGAACGGAGACCAUCAACGGAGUGGAAGUGCAUAUGGUGGAGGCAAAGGCUAGAGUAGCUCCUACCAAAAAACCUACAAUCCCCCGGAUGGAAUUACUGGCUGCCACGAUGGGCGUUCGUCUAAUGGAAUUUAUAUCGUCUGUGUUAAAAAUCGAAAAAACAAAGGUGCAUUAUUGGAGUGACUCGUCUACAGUGUUGACGUGGAUAAAGUGCGGGAAUCAGUGGGCCACCUUCGUGUAUAAUCGAGUUCAGGAGAUACGACAAAAGAGUGAUAUUCAACAGUGGAGACAUGUGCCCGGAGAAAAGAAUCCUGCAGAUCUCCCUUCCCGAGGUUGUACAGUCGAACAGCUUAUCGCGUCAAAAUGGUGGGAGGGUCCCUGUUGGCUCAAGUGUUCACCCGAUCAGUGGCCCAAUUCAGUGUAUUCUACCGAUGAAAAUUCGAUUAAUAAAGAAUUGAAAAAAUGUGCUAUAGGCAAAAAAUUCGUGAGUGAUUCAGGUCACGACCACAGCUGUUUGUCAAGAAAGAGAAGAACAUGUCAACUGGUAUACGGAAUACUUCUCAUCUUACUCCAAGAUCAUUCGAAUGGUGAGUUGGAUGCUGAGGUUUAUCAAAAACUCAAGAAAACAAGCUUCUUCCCGUAA
Molecule: messenger RNA, 1014 nt
Organism: Leptopilina boulardi
Lineage: Eukaryota; Metazoa; Arthropoda; Insecta; Hymenoptera; Figitidae
Exons: 1
Coding region: 1-1014 (337 amino acids)
Molecular function (GO): nucleic acid binding
Source: RefSeq, a predicted model, not a curated record